UCUCUCAUCACCGACUGCACCACUAUUUAAACCACUAGUCAGUUUCUUGAGUGAAGCAUCAAGAGUAGUGAGUAGCAAAGCUCUCCUACCUUUUCUGACUCUUCUUUUCCCCGUUCUCACCAUGGCUUUCAAAGCUCUGCUGUUUCUAUUGGCCACUCUUCUGCUUGUUGCUACAAGAGUUGCGUCCAAUGAGCAGGAAGAGAAGAUUGAGAUUAAAUAUGUUAAAGUUCCUGUACCAGCUGCACCCCCUAGUACCAGUGAAGGCACCACCCCUGCACCCCCAGUUACAACUCCAACUCCAGACCCCCGUACACAGCCCCAAGUCCUGCACCCCAGUCAAGGCUCCUAUCCUCCAUACAAACCCCAACUCCUCACCCCAGUCAAGGCUCCUACUCCCCAUAUAAACCCCAAGUCCUGCACCCCAGUCAAGGUCCUACUCCCCGUACAACCCCAACUCCACACCCCAGUCGAGGCUCCUACUCCCCGUACAAACCCCCAACUCCCACACCCCAGUCGAGGCUCCUACUCCCCCGUACAAACCCCAACUCCCACACCCCCAGUCGAGGCUCCUACUCCCCGUAAAACCCCAACUCCCACACCCCAGUCGAGGCUCCUACUCCCCCGUAUAACCCCCAACUCCUACACCCCCGGUCAAGGCUCCUACUCUCCCCAUAUAAACCCCAACUCCUGCACCCCCACCAAGGCUCCCGCUCCCCAUUAA
Messenger RNA from Theobroma umbraticum, 721 nucleotides. The record is from RefSeq and is a predicted model, not a curated record. NCBI's taxonomy places the organism in Eukaryota, Viridiplantae, Streptophyta, Magnoliopsida, Malvales, Malvaceae.